AUAAGUGACAUAUGACGUCAUCCCCAACUUGUGGGUGGGUGCGGGAUUUACCUGUAGCCGCAGGUAACACACGGAAAGACAAGGGAGCGCAGCACUCGUCCCAAUUUACCGACACAACUGGCGGCAAACUGGACCUUUAGUGUCUCCCGUCUCGUUAAUCUGAGUUUUCGGACAGGAAAAGGCAACGUACCGGCCACCGCGGGCGUGACUGAGGGGGAAAGUUCAGCGCAUUUCAAGUCAAACAAGUUAAACAUCUAAAGGAAGAGUUCUGUUUUGACUUCCGGAACUAAAGGAGAACAGAAAGUAACGACGAAGACCAAGACUAUUUAUUCCUAUGCGGUGGUGGACCUGGUGAGCCAUGCCUGGCAACAGUGCAGGGAGUGUGCAGAAGCCCCGCCCCCACGGCGGGCAGACGGGCCGGGCGGCGGGUGAGGGGCAGCGUCGCAGCCGGGCACAGUCCCGGGACAGCAGUGCCAGUCAGGAGUCGUCACGGGAACCGUGCCUGGAGCCGUCCCGCCUGACGGACAUGGCGCAGGGGCGCAAGCCGCACCCCCGCAGCGCUAACGGGCGGGACUCGGAGACGCUGGGGUUCAUUCCGGGGUCGGCAGACUCGGCCCCGGCCGUGCGCACGUGCGGCCCCUGCACCCCCCCGGGGUGGGGGGGGUGUCGCGCGCUCUUCUGCUGCAUCGUGACCUGCGGCCUGUACGGGUCCCGCGAACCCUGCCUCUCCUCCCCAAACCGCGAGACCUCCACCGACGACCCUGCCCCGCCCGACCCCCAGGACUGCCCCCCCAACGGCGUGGCCAUGACGACGGGCGCCGUGCGGCAGGAGCCCCGGCCGGCGCAGCCGCUCAAGCUGCUCCCCUCCGACAGCUUCCGCUACGGCGACUUGCGCAUCGGCGGCAAGAAGGUGGACUACGCGGCCGUGGGACCCCCCCGGCGCAGCCGCCCCCCCGGGGCCCGGGCGGGGGGGGAGAGCCAGCGGCCCGUCAGCAACACCAGCGUCACCAGCGUGUACUCCCGCGAGGAGCUGGACUUCCUGGACGACCUGAGCGACAGCGGCACCGACAUCGACUCGCUCAUCACCAAGAAGCUGCUGGAGCUGUACAAGCUGCACCAGAUCGACCAGCUGGCCAAGUGCACCUCCGACUCGUCCUUCUCGCGCAAGACCAACGAGAUCAGCGACCUGAUCUACUGCAUCGCCCAGGACUACAACCUGGAGGAGCAGGAGGCCGAGUGCCGGCUGGUGCACGGGGUGAUCCGCAUCAGCACCCGCAAGAGCAAGAGGAGCGCCCCCCGGGCCAAGGAGCCCGCCCCCCCCCUCAGCGCACCCCUCAACGGGAGGCGGGACGGAACCCUGCCCGACAGCGGCAACGAAACCAUGAUGGACACCUUCUAUAGCAACGACACGGAGCCCGAGGUGAAGGUGUCCCAGCAGACUCCAUCUGACGCCCUGGCCAGGCAGAUGAGGAUGAACAGUGGGCGUGAGUACUCCCCCAGCUCGCCCACAGCCUUCUCCCCCAGCCCUCACUACACGGAGACGGACUCCUCUGGGACCCCCCUGCUGCACUACAUCCGAACAUGAGCCCCCUCACCCCUCAGUGUGUGUGUGUGUGUGUGUGUGUGUGUGUGUGUGUGUGAGUGUGAGUGUGAGUGUGAGUGUGAGU
Anguilla anguilla (European eel) is the source of this 1667-nucleotide messenger RNA. RefSeq names its product keratinocyte differentiation factor 1a (gene kdf1a). The coding region runs from base 359 to 1585 and encodes 408 amino acids. The transcript has 4 exons. Lineage: Eukaryota; Metazoa; Chordata; Actinopteri; Anguilliformes; Anguillidae. Gene Ontology annotation, molecular function: DNA binding. The record is from RefSeq and is a predicted model, not a curated record. Gene Ontology annotation, biological process: transcription by RNA polymerase II; regulation of epidermal cell division; keratinocyte development. Gene Ontology annotation, cellular component: cell junction.